This is a messenger RNA of Myripristis murdjan (pinecone soldierfish), 2102 nucleotides long. Its product is annotated as myeloid-associated differentiation marker homolog. Gene Ontology annotation, cellular component: membrane. The record is from RefSeq and is a predicted model, not a curated record. Lineage: Eukaryota; Metazoa; Chordata; Actinopteri; Holocentriformes; Holocentridae. The coding region runs from base 305 to 1228 and encodes 307 amino acids. The transcript has a single exon.
AUAGGGGCAACGCAGAGAGAGACACGAGUUGAUAUGUGAUUUUUCAUGAGCGUGGCGUUCAAAUGAUUUUGUCUUUUUUGGAUGCUUUUGGUGGUUUUUAUCCUGGAGCGUGGCCUGGAGUAAAUCUCCAAAACUUAAAAUUACAGGGAUUUUUUAGGAACGUUUUUGCAGCUGGAUGAUAAAGAUUUUAAAGCACAGAACUUUUUUUCGAUGAAUUAGAGGAACCAAGACAGUUUCUUAGGUGAGACACCUACAAAAAUCCUGUCUCUUGGGAGCUGAAUCACUUAAAUUCGACGAAGUGACAAUGCCUGUGAUUGUGCUAGAGGCCAGAGACUUUGCCAGUCCUCUCUUUCUGGUGCGGACAUGGGCUCUCUUAUCUGGCUGUCUCACUUUCAGCCUCGUGGCAUCCCUGGAAGCCUCGGAAUUAAAUGGAACGCCGUCUGGACUUCACCAGAUGACCACCUUCAGGAUUUCCUGCAUGUUUACGUGGUGUUUCUUCUUCAUCUUUACCCUCCUCAUCCAUGUUCUCAACAUCAUCCAGUUUCACAGCCUCAUCCCCAUAUCCUGGAAGAACCUGACCGUGACAGUGGCAGUCUUAGGUGCGCUGAUGUGCCUCAGUGCUUCUGUGGUUUUCCCUUGGAUUGUCAUGGAUCAUGACCGGGCCUCGCCACAUGCUGUGGUGGCUGCAGUGGCUUCCUGCCUCACCUCCCUGGCUUACACCUCUGAAUCGUACGUGAUUCGCAGCCAGGCUCAAGAGCAAAGGGGCUACAUGGCCAGCAUGCCUGGCCUCCUCAAGAUACUCCAAUUCUGGGGAGGCUGUCAGAUGAUACCUCUGCUUGUGGAGGCGGUCCAUGGGUUCUCAUCAACAGAAAAUGGAAGGUCUGCCAGUGGAGUGGAGGGCUGGCAACUGUGGGUAUCAGGGAUGUCAUAUUGUCUCUGUGUCCUCAUGUCCCUUGUUACUGUGGUGGUCAUACUGGGUGACUGUACUGGACGAUGUCUCAUACCUUUUGACAGAAUUUUGGCCACCUUCAGUCUGUCUGGGGUGUUGCUCUACAUGGUUGCCACAGUGAUUUGUUUUACCAAGGUAACGCGGCUCAGACAUAACUCCACAAACGCUGAUCCAGAGCUGGUUGUCCUGGAAACAGUGGUUGCCAGCAUAACACUUUUAGCUUAUACAGUGGACCUUGCCUGCUCUAUUAAGCUACUGUGUGACAGGAGCCACGCAUGAGCUAGCACAACAAGUUGAUGGCAUGUGAGGUUCAAACUCAUCAUAUGCAGUCCUGAAAUGUUAAUAGGAAAAACAUGUCUUGUAUGCCAAGUAUGUAAACGUGUGAUUUGAAUAGAUGUUUUGGUAGAAAUCACUCAUGUGUAGACAAACUCAAGUAGACAUGCUUGCCUUAGCUGUGAAAUGCUGACACAAUCUAUGAGGACCAAACAGAUUUGUCCAUGCUAAACUAAUAGUAAUGUAAAGUGUUAAAUUGAUCAUGCUGAUUAUGGCAUAUUGCGCUUAUGGUAACUGGUGUUCCACAAGAGGGAUUUGUUAUGAUAAUUGUAAAAGUGCCACAAGUGACAUUUAUGGUGCAGUACAUCAUAUUAUGGCAUAUAACCACCAGACCUUUAGGGGGUGACUGUAUUGAACCAUAAGAAACAGCAGCCUGUGUAGCUAUAAGCAAAUAUCACAACAAUAUGGUUCAUAUUCAUAAGUAUUAAUUGAUGAUGUUAAGAAUGUCAAACUCUUUGAUGUACUUCAUAGUUGAAAGCUGAGGUGCGAAAUAAUGAAGAAAAAAUGUUUUAGUGCUAUCACAACAAAUUCCUAAUCACUUUGAGUCUAAUUUUACAUGUUUCAUACACUUCAAAUACUGCCAGUGGAGGCGAGCACACUGAGUCAUUAUGACCAAAAAAAAAAAAAAAAAAUCAUGGAGAGUAACAGUUACCAUUCAUUUACACUAGAUGGCAACGCUUUUAUUACCAUGCAACUUUAUUCACGUCACAGGACUGGACUUCAAAUGCAGAGUAUAAUGAAUGUUUUGUACAGCUGAAAACACACUUGGUCUUAUGAUCAGUGGUUUAUUGUAGAUACCGUUUUUGAAUAAAGACAACCU